AUGGCGGCAUGGAGGCUUUCACUUCACGAAACACGACGAGGCCCAGGACAACCUCUUCCUUCCAGUGUGACAAUGCCCAACACAUCCCUUCGACGGCCUCAAAAGGGCUACCGCCGUGGCGGGAAAGCUGCCUACCAUGGCUCACGAACCAAGACGUUUGCGGCAUCGUCCAAUGCACGCGGCGAGGCGACAUCCAUAGACGAAAAAUGGGAGCGGACAGCCCUCGCACACCAAAUCGACGAGAACAUGGGAUUCAGCCGUUACGACGCAGGAAAGAGGCGUGAAGGGUGGCUCGUGAACAUACAACCCACCUCGAUUGACGACCCCAGGGUACCCGGCGGCGGAGGCCGUUCUGCGCUCGACUGUUACUUCAUUGAGGAGGACGGGUCAACGUUCAAGGCAACAGUCGAAUACGAGCCAUACUUUCUAAUUGCCUGUCGCAAGGGACACGAAGGCGAGGUUGAAGAAUGGUGCAAGCGAGUACCGGGCGAGGGUGUGGUCAAGGGCAUGAAACGGGUCGAGAAGGAAGACCUGAAGAUGCCGAACCACUUACUUGGGUACCGGAGGACGUUUAUCGAGUUGAGGUUUCACAACGUACAAGACUUGCUGGCAGCAAGAAGGGAUAUUAUGCCCAUUGCGGAGAAGAACAAAAAGGGGAUGGAUGCCAUGGACACAUACGCCGAAGUCGCAACCGCGAACGGCAAUUUCGAUCUUUUUGACGACGACCCACGAACUGAUGACCGGCGGAAUAAUGCAUCUUUUGCCGAGGCGAGCGACUUCAUUGUCGAUAUCCGCGAAUACGACGUGCCAUACCACGUUCGAGUAAUGAUAGACUUGGAUAUCCGUGUGGGUAAUUGGUAUUUUGUGGAGGCAAAAAACGGUGUCACGACUAUUAUUCGCAACGAGGAACGUUUGGCGCCGGCAGACCCCGUCGUCAUGGCUUUCGACAUCGAGACGUGCAAGGCACCGUUGAAAUUUCCCGACUCUGCCGUUGACCAGAUCAUGAUGGUGUCUUACAUGAUCGACGGCCAGGGGUUCUUGAUCACCAACCGCGAGAUCGUCUCGGCCGACAUUGAUGACUUCGACUACCACCCCAAACCAGAAUACCCUGGGCCGUUCAUGAUCUUCAACGAGCCCGACGAGAAGGCACUCAUUGAACGCUUUUUCCUCCACAUCAAGGAGGCCAGACCCACGGUCAUCGCCACAUACAACGGUGACUUCUUCGACUGGCCCUUCGUCGAAGCUCGCGCCAGCUUCAACGGCAUCGACAUGUAUCACGAGAUCGGGUGGAAAAAAGACUCUGAGGACCAGUUCAAGUGCAACUACAGCGUACACAUGGAUUGCUUCCACUGGGUCAAUCGUGACAGUUACCUCCCCCAGGGUAGUCGAGGCCUCAAAGCCGUCACCGUCGCCAAACUCGGAUACGAUCCCGAUGAGCUCGACCCUGAACUCAUGACACCCUACGCCAACGAGCGACCGCAGACUCUAGCCGAAUACUCGGUUUCCGAUGCCGUCGCGACCUACUACUUGUAUAUGAAAUACGUUCAUCCUUUUAUCUUCUCCUUAUGCACCAUCUUGCCGCUCGGUCCCGACGACACCUUGAGAAAGGGCACAGGAACGCUCUGCGAAAUGUUGCUGAUGGUGCAAGCCUACCAAAAAGAGAUCGUGUUGCCAAAUAAACAUAUGGCGCCAAAGGAGGCUUUCUGGGAUGGCCAUCUGUUAGACUCGGAAACCUACGUUGGCGGGCACGUCGAGAGUAUUGAAGCCGGUGUCUUUCGGGCAGACAUACCAGUCAAUUUUGCCGUGGACCCAGGGGCCAUUGACGAACUGCUGCGUGAUUUGGACUCCGCUUUAACCUUCAGCAUCACCGUUGAGGAGAAGAAGUCAAUGGAUGAUAUAACCAACUACGAAGAGAUCAAGCAGCAGAUUACUGAGAAGCUCCUCGACCUCAAGAACACGCCCAACCGCAGCGAGCGACCCCUAAUCUACCAUCUUGAUGUUGCUUCCAUGUACCCCAACAUCAUGACGACCAACCGGCUGCAACCCGACUCGAUGAUUUCAGAAUCCGAUUGUGCGGCAUGCGACUUCAAUCGGCCUGGGAAGACGUGCGACAGGCGAAUGCCUUGGGCAUGGAGAGGCGAGUACCUACCAGCGAAACGGGACGAGUACAACAUGAUCAGACAUGCCUUGGAAAACGAGAAGUUCCCGGGCAAGUUUGCCAACAGCCCACUGCGCUCGUGGCAGGAUCUGAGUUUGGACGAGCAGACAACGCUCACCAAAAAGAGGAUGCAGCUGUACUCGCAGAAGGUCUACCACAAAAUCCGCGACUCAACCACCAUCGUACGGGAAGCCAUCAUCUGCCAACGAGAAAACCCUUUUUACAUCAACACCGUCCGUGAUUUCCGCGACCGACGAUACGACUACAAGGGCAAGGCAAAGGUCUGGAAAGGCAAAACCGAUGCUUUGAAGAGCUCAGGGGCACCUGCCUCCGAGGUGGACGGCGCCAAGAAGAUGAUCAUUCUGUUCGAUUCUUUGCAACUGGCGCACAAGGUCAUUCUGAACUCCUUCUAUGGCUACGUCAUGCGGAAAGGUUCCCGCUGGUAUUCCAUGGAGAUGGCGGGCGUGACCUGCCUGACAGGAGCAACCAUCAUUCAGCUUGCCAGAUCCUUGGUUGAGCGGCUGGGCCGUCCCCUCGAGCUUGAUACAGACGGUAUCUGGUGCAUGUUGCCGGCCACAUUCCCAGAGAACUUCGCAUUCAAGCUGAAGAACGGAAAGAAGCUCGCCAUCUCUUAUCCUUGUGUCAUGUUGAACCACCUAGUCCAUGCCAAGUUCACGAACCACCAGUACCAAACACUGGUUGACCCCAAAACCUUCAAGUAUGAGACACACAGUGAUAACUCCAUCUUCUUCGAAGUCGACGGCCCCUACAAAGCCAUGAUUCUCCCCACCUCAAAAGAGGAGGACAAGAACUUGAAGAAGAGGUAUGCUGUGUUCAACGAUGACGGCAGCUUGGCGGAGUUGAAGGGUUUCGAGGUCAAACGGAGAGGUGAGCUCAAGCUCAUCAAGAUCUUCCAGCAGCAAAUCUUCAAAUUCUUCCUGGAGGGCACGACUCUGGCCGAGUGCUACGGCGCCGUGGCGAAAGUCGCCAAUCAGUGGCUUGACGUUCUGCACAGCAAAGGCGUGACCCUCGCCGACGAAGAACUCAUGGAUCUCAUUUCCGAGAACCGCAGCAUGACCAAGACGUUGGAAGAGUACGGCAGUCAGAAGUCAACGUCCAUCACAACCGCCAAACGUCUGGCAGAUUUCUUGGGUGAGGGCAUGGUCAAGGACAAGGGCUUGAACUGCAAAUUCAUCAUUUGCGCGAGGCCGAAGAGCGCUCCAGUCACUGAACGCGCCGUCCCCGUUGCCAUUUUCUCCGCGGAGGAGGAGACGAAGCGCCUGUAUCUGAAGAAAUGGCUCAAGGAGGAACCAGCGGACACAGAUCCAAGAGCGCUGCUCGACUGGGACUACUACACUGAACGUCUGGGAUCCGUCAUUCAGAAGCUCAUCACCAUCCCUGCGGCGCUGCAAAAAGUGCGCAACCCGGUGCCGCGCGUGCCGCACCCGGACUGGUUACAACGCCGGAUCAACAUCAAGGACGACAAGAUGAAGCAGAAGAAACUCACGGAUCUCUUUGGGCCAACAAGCAAAGGCGGGCCCCUCGAAGAGAUUGCGCCGAAUUUACUUGGCGAUGUUGAGGACAUUGGCGCGCUGCUCAAGCCCAAGACGGUCAGCUCGGCCAUCUCCGCAUCUCAAAAGACACAGGCACCACGGUCCCAGAAACGCAAUGAAGACUAUCCGGCGUUCUUGGAAUACCAAAAACUGAAGUGGAAACUUCAAAAGCAAGCAAGAGCGCGGCGGAGACAUCUGUUUGGCGACAGGCGCAGUAACCUGCAGAGCAACAUCCAGCAGACAUUCCGAAACCAGGCCGAGAUAACUUUUAGGAACACCUGGCAGGUACUGCAGCUCCGGACCACCGACAGCCCCGGCAUUGUCCUCGCCUAUGUGCUCAUCGAUGGCAAGAUCCACGCCGUCAAGGUGAAUGUCCCGCGACAGGUCUUCCUCAACUUGAAGAGCAAGGAGCUGCCGGACAUCGAGGUAGAGGGCUGCCAUGUCGAGCAGGUUUACCACACGCUCCCCAACGGGCAUUCCUCAGUUCAUUUGUUCAAGCUCACGGUGCCCGAGGAAAUCUACUUUGCCGAGGCCGAGAAGUUCUCGUUGCUGUUCAACCAUCCCAGCGUCGAAGGUGUGUACGAGAAACAGCUCCCGCUCAAUCUGCGGGCCGUCCUUCAGCUGGGCAACCGCUGCACCAUUGACGACACCCAACCCGGCGUGCUCGGCAAAGGUCUUGAUCACGGGUUCGACUUGUCCAGCCUGACGAAACCCACCAAGCCCACACCCUACCUUGAUGGCGCCCGCAUGUCAUACAUCUACCUCUCGCACAUCAGCGCGGGCGACCGUCAAAUCUUUGGUGUAUUUUCGACAACGGGUGACAAGGCACACAUCAUUAUCCAGCAGAAGAACAAAGAUGGCGGCCAGGAUCUGCCGAACAUCACCAAGCUGUACUCAGACUUCUUCGUCCGUAGGAGUCGCGAGGAACCCGCCGACUCCAGCUGGCAGGAGUGCUUUCCGUAUCAGGAGAAGCUGGCUUUCAAGAUCACCCAAGUUACCACGCGCCGAAAAGCGUUUCUCGAGGUCGGUGACGUUGUCAAAAAGAUGAAGAAAGAGGAGUCGGGAGCAACCAUGAUGGUCAUCCAGUCCCUUGGCUCCUGGAUCAACCAUCUGACCGCUUUAGCCAAGUAUGGCGAGGUUCCCUUGUGCAACCUGGAGCGCGACGAUCCUCGGUUCUUGAUCGAUGUCGCUUACGCCCGGCGUUUGCAAGCCAACAACGUCGUGUUGUGGUGGUCUGACAGUCCGCGGCCCGACCAUGCUGGGUACGAAAAGGACGAUGUGGCUGGCCCUCUCGACCAGGUCCAGAUGCCAUCCGUCAACAAUCCCGGUACAUUCGCGUCUGUCUGUAUCGACCUUGAAGUUCGCAACCUAGCCAUCAACACCAUCCUAACGUCGUCUCUCAUCAAUGAGCUUGAGGGAGCCGACGCCAUCUCAUUCAACCCUAGCGGCGACGGCGGCGCAGAUGGCAACGAGGCCUUAUUUGCAGACAAUGCGUUUGCUAACGCCGGAGUGCAAGUCCUCCGAGAGAUGGUCAAGUCAUGGUGGGCUGAAGCUUGUAAGGGCUCGACAAUGGCCGAUGUCAUGGUGCAACACCUGGUUCGCUGGGUGGAGUCCCCGGCGUCGUGUCUCUACGACCGCGCCCUGCACUAUUAUGUGCAGAUGAUGAGCCGGAAGGCCCUUCUCCAGCUCAUGGCAGAUUUCCGCCGAGUCGGUUCACAGGUCAUUUACGCGAGCCCUAAUCGGCUACUCUUGCAGACCACCAAGUCGGAAGUCGGCAAUGCCUACGCCUACGCGCAGUACAUCCUGAAGAGCAUCAAGGGCAAGCCCCUGUUCCACUUCAUAGACCUCGAGAUCAAGGAGUACUGGGACUACCUCGUCUGGUAUGACGAGUUCAACUACGGCGGCAAGGCGUGCCAGGAGGUGGUCGAACAAGACGAACAAGACCUCCAAAUGAUCAUGCACUGGCAGAUGGCGACCUUCCUGCCCAUCCGGCUUCAACCCACUUUCCGCGACUGGGUCGUCGAAUUCAUCGAGCUCAUGCACAGCAUCAAGCGGCCACCAACAGGGAGCGACCCUACCGCCACCCCGCGCCUUACACAGCUUCCCAUCCGUAAUAACGCCGGCCUUGCUGAAGACGCUCCCAACCAGAUCAUCCUCGGCAACGCUUUUGAAAAACCCCUCAAAAAGGAAAUCACCUCCCUUAUUGCCACCCAAAAGCGCGAGCUCCUCCACCCCGAGCUAGCAGCGGAUUACACCUUCCCCUCCCUCCCGGGCUCCCACCUCGCCCAGCUCACCCCCCAAUCCACCACCACCAGCGGCAGCACUCACAAGAAGAACAACAACAAACCCACCGCCUCCGCCAACCCCAUCCUCGAGCUCGUCAAAUCCCUCAUGCAGGUCCUCUCCCUCGACAAAAACAUCACGCUCGAAGCGCGCCUCCUGCGCAAGGAACUGCUCACACUCUUCGAGGUGCGCGAGUUCUCGCGCGAGGGCACCUUCCAGAACCCGUCCGAGUCGCUGCGCCUCGCCCAGCUGAGCUGCGACAGCUGCACCAUGGCGCGCGACCUCGACCUGUGCCGCGACGAGGACCUGCUGCCGGCUUCCGUCACGGGAGAAACGGGGGCUGGUGGUGCCGCUGACGAGGGGGCCUGGAGCUGGCGGUGUGGGUACUGCGAGCAGGAGUAUGAUCGCAAUGAGGUGGAGGAACGGUUGUUGGGGGAUGUGCAGGGUCUUGUGGUCCAGUGGUCCACGCAGGAUUUGAAGUGUGCGCGCUGUGGGGCGCUGCGCGUCAAUGAGUUUAUGGAGCACUGUACGUGUAGUGGGGAGUGGAAGGAGAGUUAG
This is a messenger RNA of Chaetomium globosum CBS 148.51, 6552 nucleotides long. RefSeq lists its product as uncharacterized. Gene Ontology annotation, biological process: DNA replication; leading strand elongation; DNA replication proofreading. The transcript is spliced from 7 exons. Gene Ontology annotation, cellular component: epsilon DNA polymerase complex; nucleus. Bases 1 to 6552 code for a protein of 2183 amino acids. NCBI's taxonomy places the organism in Eukaryota, Fungi, Ascomycota, Sordariomycetes, Sordariales, Chaetomiaceae. Gene Ontology annotation, molecular function: nucleotide binding; DNA binding; DNA-directed DNA polymerase activity. The record is from RefSeq and is a predicted model, not a curated record.